AUGAAUGAUUCUAGGCAGCAGUCUCUAUUUUUCAUCGCACUUCCAGAUUUACGUAAACUCUGUGCAGUCAGAAUAAUAUUGAGGAAUGAGGUGACAGAUACUGAAAUUAAAAGUACACAAAUGAAGAUGUGCAGGCAAUUGCUGGUUUUGCAUCAAGAUAUUCUUACGUCACCUGUUGCUGGAUUAGUAAACCAAAUUUGGGUGGUAAUGGCGAUAUCAUUUUAUAAAGCUGGAAAACUUAAUGACUAUAUUGAAAAAUGUGGAGCUAAGAUAGAAGCUCCACAGAAAGUAAUUCCUAUAAUUCUUCAAAACUGCCUUUCAUAUUCACUCACGACUAGACUUGCUCCAGCCUGGAAUAGAACUGGCCAUCUCUUGGUACAAGGAAGAGAUUUUCUUUCUCAGAUGGGAAAGCAAAGUGCUGUUGUAUUAGGCAUCAAUGUAACAGAAACUCAAAUUUGUCUAAUUAUAGAAGCUUGCACAAUCAGACUGCCACCACCUGAGCUAAAAGAAUUUGAUAUUUCUCAGAGUAUUAUAAAGGAUUUUUACACUAACAAGAAUGCUGUCAUUGAGAAACAUUCCAUUUUAAGCAACUGGUGCUACGUUUUGCCAAGUAUGAAAAUGGGACAGAUUAUAAGUAUUCUUCAUACCAUGCCUCCUCACUGUCCUUUUCACUCAUAUGAAGAUCUCCAGGUAUAUUGGGAUGACAUGUAUGGCUAUAAACUUCCAGAAGAUUGUGAAAAUACUAAAAUAUACUGCAGCAUCUAUUUCAAAAUGAUCGGAGAAGGGACCUUCACAUAUCCUCUCAGUUGCAUCAGAAGUCAGCCCAUACAAUUUUUUCCAAGGGUAGAUUUGGAAGGUGUGUUGAAAAGUUUUCUUUCAGAUUUAAAAUCUAAACUGACUCAUAUGUGUGGAUUUCCCAUAAAGAUGACAGAUAAACCAUGCUACUACACACAAGAACUAACUAAACCUCAUAUACAGGAAAACAAAGUCAAGUUGCCCAAUUUGACUACUAAAAAAAUGUUCAAGACAUCUCUGACUGAAGCCACUUCCAUAAAACCUGCCUUGACUCAAAACCUUCUAUCACGUUCAGUAGCAGCAGACCACAAGGUGGAGCUUUCAGCUAGUCAGCCAAAGUCAAGCACUUUCUCAGCUCUGCAUCUGCAGCCAGAGUUUCUUCUGGGUAGAAAGAAAUCCCUGUCUAACAAAGCAUCACAAGUACAUUUGGAAGUAUUAAAGCCCAACAGAGGAAAGACCCAAGUUCAACACACAAAUCUUAGCUCCCAGAGUAACAUCACCCCUAAAUUCGUACCAGUUUUCAAAAAUAGAUUGUUACAAGUGAACAAAAAUAUCUCAGCACUUGGCAACCUGAAAAGAAAACAGCAUGUUGUUACAGACUCUAAAUUGUUUUCUCUUAAAACUAGCAUGAUUCAGGAUGACAAACUGAAUUUAGGUCCAACAAUUAAAAAAAGAUCUAUUAGUAACAUUCAGAUGCAUGCUCGAAAUCUAAAUCAGAAGAGCUCCAGACCUCUACAAGAAAAAAAUGCUGAGUCCUGUGACAGUAUGGCAAAAUUUCCCUCUUCUAAUGGAAAAUCAGCUGUGAGUUUGAAUGAAAGUAAACAACUAUCUAAUAGUGCGGUAUUUCAGAUACCAAAUAUCAAAGUAGGGAUGAUAAAAAGUACCACUGACUUCCAAGAAAAUAGAAAAGAAAAUUUAACAAACAAAUGCGCAACACAAAUUUCAGGGAAAGGCCAUGAGUCAUUACAACUGAAAAGACAACCACACAUUUUUGAAUCAGACACAGAAAUGGAAGGUCCCCAACUGCUACUGCAACAAUCAGAAAAUCAAGUUAAAGAAGUUGAUGUCAGAGAUCACAGAUUGAUAGUAAGCAGAACAGCCCACAGAUCUGAAAGGAAAUUAUGUCUAGAGUCUUCAAAAACUUCAAAGAAGCGCCAUUCCAGUACUAUCUAUUAUGGGCAAUCCAGUUCUUCCAACAACCAGAUGGAUGACUUUGAUCAAUCAAAACCAAAGAAAUCUCUCAUCAUUCCUAAUGCUUGGAAGUGA
Messenger RNA from Carlito syrichta (Philippine tarsier), 2061 nucleotides. It is a transcript of the gene CUNH18orf63, whose product is annotated as chromosome unknown C18orf63 homolog. Bases 1 to 2061 code for a protein of 686 amino acids. Lineage: Eukaryota; Metazoa; Chordata; Mammalia; Primates; Tarsiidae. The record is from RefSeq and is a predicted model, not a curated record. The transcript is spliced from 12 exons.